GAGAGCGCUUUACACGUGUGGAACGUGCUUUCGCGCAACUCCGUGCAUUACAGAAUACGCACGCACCUUGUCAGCGUCAACAUAACUGCGCAAUCGUGUACGACCUUCCGCCGAACUUGGAACCACGCGCGUGUCUUGACAGUCGUGUAUUUGGCGGGAAUUACGGUAUAUGUUUUCAUUUGGAAUUUACGUGGUAUCGAAGUCGAUUCAGUGGCUCCCCACCGUGUCAGCGGACAGCAUAUUGGUACUUUCGGGCCGUGUGCAAUAACGUUUCCCGUAAAAAUAUUUUCGUGUCGAGCAAGAAGCCCUAUGUGAUACGUUCGUGUGCCUCGCACUGCGCAGACGUGACAAUUGUGAACUCGCAGGAUUGACGCACGAUCGAACAGUUUUUUAAUCUCAACGAUAAACGUGGUAAUAACCUUCGCGGGAACACGUCGAAACACGCUCGCUGUCUCUUGGAGGCUCACGCGCAAGUGCGUGCGACGUUGCCGGCUUCUCCUCCCCUCGGGCUAUAUCUGCAAAUAUGUGAGAAGAGGAUGAAAAAACUUGAAAACAAAUCCACGUUCGAUUGUUGACAUCUAUUCCGGUUGUUUUGACUGUGGAGUUCCAUCUCUGAGACAGUAUGAGAUAGCCGUUACUGUUUUCCUGUCUUGCCUUUCGCUCUCUCUCGUCGUAGUACGCAAUAGCGUAUCCACCGUGUUGCCAAACAUACUGAUUUAUUGUACACGCUUCAAAUCGCCGAUGGUACACGCCGUAUUAAAAUAUAACAUCGAAUUUGCGGAUGCGCUUCGUGGAAAAAUCCGCGUCGCCGAGUGUUGGGCGCAAUCGUAGAAGAAUCAACGAUCAGCGUAGUAGCGAGGCGACGCUGGGUACGGCCAUUAUUCGAAAUUCGGUGAGUCGCGCCACACGACAACGUUGCCACGUCUUCAUGAACCGCGAGUAUUUUCAACGUUCCGUGAACGAUUCCUGGAAGAAGAUUCAUCAUCUCCGUGAACGGGACGUGUGUACACACAUAUGUAACACGUCGAAAUCAAUACCGGAAAAGACCGAUUUUCAACGUAGCGCUGCGCGUUCAUUGAAUCGGGCCCGUGUUGUUUGAGCUUAGCGGCGGCGGAUCGCGAAUCGAAAAACAGUAGCGGCGCUGAAAGGAGACAGAGGGAGUGAGAAAGAGGGAGAAUAGACUAGAGAGAAAGAGAGAGAGAGGGAAGGAGCGAAGAAAAGAGAGAAAAAGUGUUGUAGUGACUGCGUGAAAAGAAACGGAAGCUGUUUGUCUCGUGAAAAACGCUUGGUUAUUGGUAACUGCGAGGGAGAGCGGCGACAUUGCCGGCGUGAAAGACUAACGAAAUAUGAGCGCUCGAGUGUUGAAUCCGGUGAUGAUGACGGAAAUGAGCAGGAAUUUGGGUGGAGGACGAACGGUGCCGAGCAGAGCAGCCCUUGCCCGUGUUCGAAGGGACUUGUUCGGGCCUGUGGACCACGCUGCGGCUCGCGCGUUAGCCGAACGGGAGUUGCGCGCUCAAUCCGUGCUCGAUGCCGAGCGAUGGGGAUUCGACUUUCACUUGGAGGUACCGAAAACGAAUUCGAGGUACGAGUGGGAGAUGGUUACACCGCAGGACGUGGUGCCUGAGCCCUAUGCCCUGCGGGGUAUGCCCUACUUGAGGAAACACGCGCCAAGUACGCCUCGGAAACCACGAGAUUCCUCGCCCACCACAAAACUCCUCCGUAAGGAUCCUCCGUCUCCGAAGGUGACUCCGAUCCUGUCGGCGUCGGAACGAACGCCUCCACAGGAGCCGAGAGUACCGCAGAUCGGCGAGAUCACCACCACCAGCGAUCUGUUCGACUUCGACUCGGACAAGAAAAUGUACAUCGCCGAACCUACUACACCCAUUCUAUCAACCUCCGCAACGAGGAAACAGUCCUCCAUAACCGACUUUAUGAAGAGUCGUAAACGUAGCCUAAACGGUAGCGCGAAGAGCAUGAUAGAGCCGCCGGAGAAGAUGGCUCGCAACGCGGGUCAGAUACGCAGCUAAAAGCCUUCCAGCUUCCUCCUUCAGCCUCGCUGUCUUCUUCCAUCUGUUUGGAGCGCGAGUGGAACCGGAAAACAUGAAGCAUCACUGCCAGGAGGAACGAGAAAGGCAGAAAGCUCUGGCAGGAGGCGCGAGGUCCGUUGGCUGUGCCAUUCACGUAGAUUUAUCCGCCAUGCAUAACGGUGGGAAAAAUAAAAACAAAAAAAAAUGGGGUAGUGCCGUUUGUUUCAUUGUGUACGCAUGUCGUAGACAUGCCACGGAAAUUUACAAAGUAAAUUUACAACAACAACAACAACGACUAUGAUAAUUGGAUGAACGGACAGAAGAAGAACGAUAUUCCAUGGUUGUUGCUAUCUCCUUUUUUUCUUUUUUCUUCUCUUUUUUUUUAUAUAUAUAUGUCACUCGUGUUCUUUUGCAUUAGGCUCUAAACAAAUUAGAGUAUAUAUAACGAGAGAGAUGAUGAGAGAGAGAGAGAGAGAGAGAGAGAGCGUGUGAGUACAUAAGUUUUUCACGAAAUUAAUUAAUGUAAUAUAUUUUCCAUUUAAUUCUGAAAUGAACCGAAGACGAGUGAAUAAUGGGAUACGUACGUACACUUCAAUACAAGUGUAAAAAAACAAAAUAUAUAUAUAUAUAAAUACUUCUUGGACUUAGAUGUUAAGAAUAGGUAUUAAGUGAAAGUGAAUUGCGUUUCUACCGCGUGAAUAUUUUUUUUUUUUUUUUUUCUUUUGGAAAUCGGAAACCUUUUUGAAUAAUACUCCGUGAGUUUUCAUCGACUGUUCCAUUCGAUGGGGAUCCACGGAUGUUUUUACGAAUAUUUCGAAACAAUAACGAAACUGGAUUCAUCGGACAGAAUUUCGCGAUAGUUUCGACAGUAUAUACUUGAAACGAUCGCGAAAUUAUAAAAUGUUGGAUUUUUUUUUACGUGUAACGUACAAAAAAUAGAAGAAACAACAUUCGGACAAUGAUUUUUACACAUUUGAGAAUAAAAUAGAGAAACGCAAUCAUGUUUUCGUAGCCGAAAAGAGACCGAUUCCCGAGGACGAUUAACGGAGAGAAAGAUAUAAUUUAGAUUGUAGUUGGUUACCCGCGUUUAAGCAUUGAUCUCCUGUACGAUUUUAAGAAAGUACAGCCGAUGCCAAAUCAUCCCCGCGAUAUUUUUCUUUCCUUUUGUACCUUCGAGGAAGGUAUCUUUGUUAUAUUUGGCCUCCUCCUCCUCCUCCUUCUCCUCCUCCACCCCUCCCUUUCCCUCUUUCACUUCGUCACCAUAAAUUCUGCUAAGUGUUAGAGUAAAGCUUCGUGAAGAUUGCAAUUUUUUUUUUUAAAUCAUUCUUUCUGUCAAAAAAAAAAGAAAAAAAAAUGAGGAGAAAAAGUCAUUGAACGAAUAUUGUAUUAUCUUCAUGCGAGUUUCGUGCAGAACGACAUAUAAAUCAAAUUUAUAGUUGCUCUGUAAAUAUAAAAUAUGCAAUCCUCGUUUAGCUUUUUCAAAGAAUUUUGUAUUUUGUUAUCUUCGUUCAUCAUUUCUGUACAAAAUCGUCACGAAGCCGAGUCCUGUUAUAUUUUUAACGUUUUACGAUCAGACUUCAGACAUUGGCGACGUAGCCGCGGUCAAAGCCGUUAAAAGUUCUCCGUAGUCUAUAAAAAAAAAAACCUACCGCUUUUUGUUUUUCUUUGUACAGAUAUUAAUAGGCUGAACGCGUUUUGCGCAGCGUACACUUAAGAGAACGUUUUAUUAGGUUUAUUCGGGAAUAAUUGACGAGUACAAAUCGUAGCUUCUGGAGGUCUUUUAAACGGUUCUUGAAAGAAUUAUGCAGGGAUGCAACUUGUAUUCGAAUCGUUUUACACCGUGUUAACGAGAGCACGAGGUGUUUGACGUACACACUGCUUGACGUACAUUUUGGAACGAACCAAAAUUUUCCUUUGUUAUUUUCUUCAUCGCUGAUGAAUUUACGUAAAACGUACUAUUAAUGUAAAUGUAAUUGUAUAUCUUAAAUGGCAUAUUGAUUUUAUAAUGGUAGCUGUUUAUUACAACUUCUUCUUUCUCUCUUCUUCUUUUUUUUUCUUUUUUGUUUGUGAUAAUUUGGUUAACGCCACCCUGUGAAGUAUCCUCCAUAUACCCUCCCCUCCUCUCUCCCCACUCGGGUACACAUUUUUUCCGUUCAUUCCUCUCCCACUUUGAGAUUAUAAUUCAAAAAUACGACUGGUGGUUACAAGCUAUUUUUUUCGUAGUUAGCUCGCGAAGUGCGCGCCAUGAGUGGCGGUACUGAUUCGUUGUGGAAUUCUAAUGGUCGUUUUUCAUACCGGUUACUCUGUAUUCUCGAUGUUUCAAUGGCGCUUUCAUAGCCGCGAUACUUGCAUUACGAGAGCCUCGCGAUAAGAAGUCAAAUUGAAGCAGCAGUUUUGUACGGAGCGCGUUUGAAUUUUGAUUUUCCUCCUCGACGAAACUUUCAGUUCGCUGACUACUCGUACGGGCUCGAGCAAAUCUGUGAAAUCCUAACGAAUUAUCGAAACAAAACGAUGAUUCAACGGCAGACUGUGUACGACGUUUUCGGUCUUGGCACUUUUUCUACUAAUAUAUGACAAAAAAGACGCGUCGAACCGCCGUGGAAUCUCGUCAGAUCUGAAAGAAUCGCACUAGAUGGAAGAAUGAUAGUCUGCCGUCGAGAAAGAAACGAAAAAAAAUAGUAAAAGAGAAUAAUCUUAUGCCUAUGUAACCCUGUGAUGUAUUAGUAUGAUCUCAGUAAACGUAACGUAGCGUGUACUUCUUAUUUGUAAUAAGCAUAAAUGUAUAUGUGCGUUUCAAAACGUGACGCCUCAGUAAAAGAAAAAAAAAAAAAAAAAAAAAAAGAGUAUGAAAGGUAACAUAUGUUUGAGCACGAGUGGCCGAUGUUUGUUUAUGUGGGUGACUGUUGAAAAUGAAAGAAAGACGAGCAAAAAAUACCCAGUGUCUCCGCGUAAAAGAUUUCUAUGCGUAACGACAAUAUAUUAUUAUAUAAACUAUAAUCGUAACAGAGUCUAAAAAAAACUAACCUACGUAAGUAAAUGCCUAUGUUUAUUAAAAAAAGAUUUAUCUGAAA
Messenger RNA from Frieseomelitta varia, 5098 nucleotides. RefSeq names its product cyclin-dependent kinase inhibitor 1 (gene dap). Gene Ontology annotation, biological process: regulation of cell cycle. The transcript is spliced from 2 exons. Gene Ontology annotation, cellular component: nucleus. The record is from RefSeq and is a predicted model, not a curated record. Bases 1347 to 2027 code for a protein of 226 amino acids. NCBI's taxonomy places the organism in Eukaryota, Metazoa, Arthropoda, Insecta, Hymenoptera, Apidae. Gene Ontology annotation, molecular function: cyclin-dependent protein serine/threonine kinase inhibitor activity.